Molecule: messenger RNA, 608 nt
Organism: Dermacentor silvarum
Lineage: Eukaryota; Metazoa; Arthropoda; Arachnida; Ixodida; Ixodidae
Product: transcription factor MafA-like
Exons: 5
Coding region: 50-532 (160 amino acids)
Source: RefSeq, a predicted model, not a curated record
GGAGCGCUGGGCAGUCUUUGUUUCCGAAACGCCUUGAGACUAAGCCAACAUGAAGGCAGUUCUGUUCCUCGCUGUCCUUUGCGUCGUCGCCUACGCUCAUCACGAAGAAGGCCACACUGAAGAGCAUCAUGAAGGCCACGAAGGCCACCACGGUAACCACACUGAUGAGCAAGGGCCCCACCCGCAUCAUCACGGACAUCAUCAUGGACACCAUCAUGGACAUCAUGGCUCCGUCUGCAACCUGCCAGAGCAAUCACUUGCUUCUGUGGUGGAGUGCGUUACACAUAACGUCACUGAGGAGGUCCUGGAAAAGCUGAACCGCGUGAGCCAGGGUCUUCAAUGCGAAACCAUCCUCUGUGGAAUCAAGAAGUUUUGUGAGAGAGAUGGCACUCUGGAAAACAACCGAACCGACGUUUUCACGACUGAGCAGAACCAGCAGCUGCGUGUAGCCUUCUAUACAUGUCGGCCCCAGCAAGUGGUCCCUCAUGAAGAAGCACCUCAGCAGGUCAGCGAAGUCGCACCUGAAGCCUAAAUUUUGUAAAUAACGUUAAAUCAACAUGCGUUUACUUAAAGCUCAAAUAAAUACCCGCAUCCCAUGCGUUUCGUAA